AUGUCUGCAAUUAUGAGAGGGCAGGGUGGUUCAGGUGAUCCGACUAGAGGUCGGGGACGUCGGGGUAACCCAGCUAGAGGUCGUGGUCGGGGUAACCCAGCUGUGCGUGCCCCUGUUGAGGAUAUCCCUGUUCAGGAUCAGCAGCAGGAGGUGGAGGCGGCACCCACUGUUCAGCCCCGACAGCCAGGAGAGCCCCCUGCAGAGCUGGAUGAUCAGGGGAGGGCACUGUGUUUCCCAGACGCCAGCAGGGAGAGGCUGUUGAACUCUGGACCAAUCUCCCGAUCUAUGCGGGAGAUCUUUAGAAAGUGUUGGUUCGAGAAUGGGCGAGCCUGGCGGUUUCUGACUCCAGCGCAGAGAGAUUUCUAUUGGGAGGAAUUUAAGGUAAUAAAUUGUUAA
Mercurialis annua (annual mercury) is the source of this 396-nucleotide messenger RNA. RefSeq lists its product as uncharacterized. Bases 1 to 396 code for a protein of 131 amino acids. NCBI's taxonomy places the organism in Eukaryota, Viridiplantae, Streptophyta, Magnoliopsida, Malpighiales, Euphorbiaceae. The record is from RefSeq and is a predicted model, not a curated record. The transcript is spliced from 2 exons.